Carlito syrichta (Philippine tarsier) is the source of this 1233-nucleotide messenger RNA. It is a transcript of the gene GCLM, whose product is annotated as glutamate-cysteine ligase modifier subunit. The record is from RefSeq and is a predicted model, not a curated record. The transcript is spliced from 6 exons. Gene Ontology annotation, cellular component: glutamate-cysteine ligase complex. Lineage: Eukaryota; Metazoa; Chordata; Mammalia; Primates; Tarsiidae. Gene Ontology annotation, biological process: glutathione biosynthetic process. Bases 138 to 698 code for a protein of 186 amino acids. Gene Ontology annotation, molecular function: glutamate-cysteine ligase catalytic subunit binding; enzyme regulator activity.
UUCGUGAUUGUAUCCAAAAGACCCUGAAUGAGUGGAGCUCCCAAAUCAGCCCAGAUUUGGUCAGGGAGUUUCCAGACGUCUUGGAAUGUACUGUGUCUCAUGCAGUAGAAAAGAUAAAUCCUGAUGAAAGAGAAGAAAUGAAAGUUUCUGCAAAACUAUUCAUUGUAGGAUCAAACUCUUCGUCAUCAACUAGAAGUGCAAUUGACAUGGCCUGCUCAGUCCUGGGAGUUGCACAGCUGGAUUCUGUGAUUAUUGCUUCACCUCCUGUUGAAGAUGGAGUUAAUCUUUCCUUGGAGCACUUGCAGCCUUACUGGGAAGAAUUAGAAAACUUAGUUCAGAGCAAAAAGAUUGUUGCCAUAGGUACCUCUGAUCUAGACAAAACACAGCUGGAGCAGCUGUAUCAGUGGGCACAGGUAAAACCAAAUAGUAACCAAGUAAAUCUUGCUUCCUGCUGUGUAAUGCCACCUGAUUUGACUGCAUUUGCUAAACAAUUUGACAUACAGCUAUUGACUCAUAAUGAUCCAAAAGAACUGCUUUCUGAAGCAAGUUUCCAAGAAGCUCUCCAGGAAAGCAUCCCUGACAUUCAGGCGCACGAGUGGGUGCCACUGUGGCUGCUGCGAUACUCGGUCAUUGUGAAAAGUAGAGGGAUUAUCAAAUCGAAAGGCUACAUACUGCAAGCUAAAAGAAGGGGUUCGUAACUAUAACCUACUGACCUGCAUUUCCCUUGGAUAUAAGAUAAAGUUGAGAUGUGUCAAAAUCUAGUUCCUGCCUGUGAAUGGUGCCACUGAGGCAGACACUCUUCAGUUGCAGUUGACAGUCUAUUGUCUGUCAAGAGUUGAGUACUUCUCUUGCCUCCAUAUCAGUCCACUCACAUGAACCACUUAUGUUGUUUUCAUUAAACUAUUGUUUUCUAAUUGAAAUUGUCUAUAAAGAAAAUACUUGCAAUAUAUUUUUCCUUUAUUUUUAUGACUAAUAGAAAUCAAGAAAAUGUGUUGUUAGAUAUAUUUUGGGCUAGGUAUCAGGGUAAUGUACAUACAUAUUUUUAUUUCUGAAAAAUUCAUUAAUUGCUUCUUACUCUAUAGCAUAACUUAGCAAUUUAAUUACAAUUGUUAGACCUGAAAUACUGGAAGAAGAUAUUUUUCCUGUCAUUGGUAAAAUAAUGAUAUCUCAGAGUAACUGGAGUAGCUGGGAUUUACUAGUAGUAUAAAUAAAAUUCAUUCUUCAGUACAUGAA